Molecule: messenger RNA, 8160 nt
Organism: Trachymyrmex cornetzi
Lineage: Eukaryota; Metazoa; Arthropoda; Insecta; Hymenoptera; Formicidae
Product: Down syndrome cell adhesion molecule-like protein Dscam2
Exons: 26
Coding region: 309-6161 (1950 amino acids)
Biological process (GO): brain development; cell-cell adhesion; axon guidance
Cellular component (GO): axon; plasma membrane
Molecular function (GO): cell-cell adhesion mediator activity
Source: RefSeq, a predicted model, not a curated record
GUGUUCGCCAGAGUGAUAACGCACAAUCGGAAGUACGCACACUUCCCCGCGAUUCUUAUCUUCUCUUAUAAUCGCUCUCUCAUCCGUUCUCCCUCCUCGUUUUCUCCCUGCAUUUCAACGACGAGCUGUUGUGAAACGGAACUCUCAGUGAAACGCUCGAGGGUCCCCUUCUUCUGGACGCGGGCAAGGAAAACCACACAUUCGAGCCUGGCACGUGACACGCUUCAGCUGGCGACGACUAUCAUGCUGGCCGGGAUCUUCAAAGGCAACAAUGAGGAAGCUGAAUCGACGUAACGCUCCACGCCAGGAUGGCCGGUUGGCCGUUCAGCACCGCGCUGCUGUUCAGCAUCCUCAUCCUUGUUCGCGGACGAGGAGUGGUGCUGGACAGCCAAGGGCCGGUGCUGGUCUCAGAGCCGCGCUCGAGCGUGGAGUUUUCGAACGACACCGGGGCGAUGAUCCAUUGCUCGGCCCACGGCAGUCCCUCGCCGAGGAUUGACUGGCUGAUGGGUGACGGCUCGCCGGUUCUGCCGAUACCGAACAUCCGUGAGAUGCUGGUGAAUGGCUCCAUGUACUUCCUACCGUUCGGCGCGGAGAGCUACCGGCACGACGUACACUCGGCCGUCUAUCGGUGCCAGGCGUCGAAUAGCGUCGGCAAGGUGCUCGGCCGUGAAAUCACGGUGAAGGCCGUGGUACGCCAGAAGUACGAGGUACAAGUGCGAGAUGCCUACGUCCUGGCGGGUAACACAGGGGUGCUCAGGUGCGAGAUACCGGCCUUCGUUAAGGAGUACGUCGCGGUCACGUCCUGGCUGAAAGACUCGGCCUUCAACAUUUACCCGUCCGCAGAGAGCGGCGAGAAGCACCAUAUGCUGCCCACCGGAGAGCUGCUCAUCUUCUCGGUGACUCCAGCCGAUGCUCACUCGACCUACCGUUGCCGCACUGUACACCACGUUACCGGUGACACCGUGGAAAGUUCCUCGUACGCCAGACUCGUGGUUACCGAACAUCGCAACUCGUCGCCGCCGCGAUUCAACGAGCGGGUGAAUCCCGGGCCGAUCCGCACCGGUGAGACGAUUGUAUUAUCGUGCAUCUCGCAGGGUAAUCCGCCACCGACGUACCUCUGGUUCCGCGAAUCCGUAUCGGGCACGACGAUGGUCUUCAACUCGGAGAGGAUACACGCGCGUGCCGGCGUUCUGGUGCUGCAACCGGCCCGGAUCGAAGAUGCCGGUAGAUAUGUCUGCCAUGCAAACAAUACCGCUGGUUCCGAGCGAGUUGAGCUGGAAGUCACCAUCAUAAGCAGCCUCUCUAUCCAUCUGGCGCCUCAACAGGUGACGGUGGAUCUAGGGAAGGACGCGGAAUUUCAGUGCUCCGUCACCGGUCAGCCACAUCCGGUGAUCUCGUGGGCGAAGGACGGUCUUCCUGUGCGGGAGGGUUCGUCGGGUAGGAGCAAAGUCACGGGUAAUGACGGCUCGACCUUGCGUAUCUCUUCCAUCGUGAGAGACGACAAAGGAAUGUAUCAGUGCUUCGCCAAAAACGAUUACGAGAUGGUGCAAGCCACAGCCGAAUUACGUUUAGGAGAUGCUGCGCCCCAACUUCUUUACAAGUUCAUCGAGCAGACGAUGCAGCCGGGUCCUUCGGUGUCACUCAAGUGCAUCGCGAUGGGCAAUCCUACGCCGCAUUUCUCCUGGACACUCGAUGGAUUUCCUCUUCCGCAAAACGACAGAUUCAUGAUAGGCCAGUACGUGACGGUGCACGGCGACGUGAUAUCCCACGUGAACAUAAGCGCCGUGCGGGUGGAGGACGGCGGUGAGUACAGGUGCUCGGCGGUGAAUCGCGUCGCGAAGGCGCAUCACGCAGCUCGGCUCAAUAUUUACGGGCUGCCUCAUGUGCGAACGAUGGGAAACUACGCUGCUGUGGCCGGCGAGACGACCGUCAUCAAGUGUCCCGUCGCGGGCUUCCCAAUCGCCAGCAUCACUUGGGAGAAAGAUGGUCAAAUAUUACCAACCAGCCGACGUCAGGAGGUAUCUGCGAACGGCACGUUGGUGCUGCAUCGAGUCGAUAGCAGCACCGAUCGCGGCGCAUACACGUGCACCGCGAAGAACAAGCAAGGUCGUUCCGAUUCGCAGACCAUUCACAUAGAAGUCAAAGUACCGCCUAAAAUCGAUCCGUUUAGCUUUCCCGACAAUAUCCAAGCGGGCGCGCGGGUGCACGUGACCUGCGCGGUCAGCGAGGGCGAUUCACCUCUGAAGAUCACCUGGCUGAAGGACGGCAGGCCGUUGAAGCCGCGGGAGGCUACCACGCACCAGAUCGGCGAGUUUGAUCUCGCGUUGAGGAUACAGAGCGCGUCGACCGCGCAUAACGGCAACUAUACUUGCGUAGCAAGCAACGAUGCCGCCAAGACGUCCCGCACGGCGUCCCUCCUGGUCCAUGUGCCGCCACGAUGGGUGGUGGAGCCGCAGGACGCCCGUGCGUCGGAGGGGAUGCCCCGAUUGAGUUUGCAUUGUCACGCUGACGGGUUUCCGCCGCCGUUGGUCACAUGGCGGCGCGGCAGCGGCAAGAAACCUGGCAAUUAUCACGACAUUGCCAGCCAUGAGCACAUGCAGGACCUGAGGAUACACUCCAACGGUUCACUGGUGUUUGGCCGGGUCCAGGAGGAUCAUGAGGGCUUCUACCUAUGCGAGGCUGUAAAUGGCAUUGGAGCCGGGCUCAGUAAAGUCGUUUAUCUCACCGUCAACGUUCCCGCACAUUUUGUGGAGAAGCAUCGUAAUCAGACCGCGAGGCUGGGCUCGAAUGCUUCUUUACGUUGCGAAGCGAAAGGCGACCAUCCUUUGAAGAUAGUUUGGAAGAAAGCAGGCUCCCAAUUGGAUCCUAAGCUUCCCGAUUAUCGUUAUACCCUGAAGGAGGAUAACACUACCGACGGCGCCGUUAGCGUUCUCGGUUUCGUCAGCACUAGCCGCGAGGACAGUGGAAGGUAUUUUUGUAUCGCGUCCAAUGCUUACGGCCGCGACGAGAUGACGAUUCAUCUUUAUAUCCAAGAGCCUCCAGACUUUCCACGAAACCUUCACGUGAUCGAGAAAGGCAGUCGUCACAUUAAUCUAGGCUGGACAACUAGUCAAGACGGGAACAGUCCAAUUACCCAAUACAUAAUCGAGUACAAAACCGAAUCAGAAGUAUGGCACGACCACACGUUCCACACGACGGUACCGGGGACACGUGCUCGCGGCCACGUGAGCGGUUUGCGUCCUGCGGUCACUUACCAGUUCCGGAUGUACGCGGACAACGAACUGGGUCGGAGUCAAGCGAGCGACAUUUUAGAAACGACAACAGAGGGAGAGAAACCGGGUGGACCACCGCGAAAUCUCAAAGUAGACCCCAUCAGCUCGACCGAGUUCAACGUCACCUGGGAUCCGCCCGAUCAUGAUUUAUGGAACGGCGAGAUACUCGGUUAUCAUGUCGGCUACAAGGAACACAGGUUGGGGGCGGAGCAAUACACGUAUAAAACUGUGGAAAGACGGAUCUCGACAGCGAGCGUCGCUCUGGGUUUGGCAAGAACAUCCAUGCCCGGACGUCAGCAUCACUUGACGAACUUGAAGAAGUUCACGCGUUACAGCGUGGUCGUUCAAGCGUUCAAUGCCCUCGGACCUGGUCCCAUGACUCAGGAAGUCGUGGCGUCAACACUCGAGGACGUCCCCAGCAGCCCUCCUCAGGAUGUGCGAUGCACCGCGCUCUCGUCAACAUCCUUACAAGUCUCGUGGGAAUCUCCGCCCGAUUCCAGCCUGAACGGGAUCCUGAAAGGUUACAAGGUCAUGUGGGAAAACAUGGAUGCGAUAACGGAGUCUGUCAAACCAGAGAUGAAGAUCACCACUGCACUAACUGUAGGACUCCACGGCCUGGAAAAGUACACGAAUUAUUCGAUCCAAGUCCUGGCGUAUACCAGAACUGGCGAUGGCGUCGCCUCGUCACCCCUUUAUUGUGUAACCGAAGAGGACCUGCCGCAGGUGCCGGCCGGUGUCAAAGCAGUUGUCAGCUCGGCCACGUCCAUUAUCGUCUCUUGGCAACCGCCCCUGAAGAGUAACGGCAACAUCACCUCCUACAACGUACAUAUCCGCGGAUUGGGAUCGGAGGGUAAAUGGCACAGAAGAGCCCUGCCGCCGUAUCAGACCAGCUAUCAGGCCGAGGAUUUGCACAAGAGGAGCCAGUACGAAUUCACGAUCGCGGCGGUCACCUCGGUUGGCGAGGGUCCGCAAACCCCGUCCGUCACGGUCUCUCCUUCCAGUGAAGUACGCGCCGCCAUAUAUUCGUUCGGUACUACGCUUAUCGUACCGUGGAAGCAAGAUGUAACGCUGCCUUGUCAAAGCGUGGGUAAACCCUCGAUUAAUUGGAAGCAAUGGGGUCAGAUAGUCAAGCCAUCCGCCAGGGUGUCUCUCCAUACCGAUGGAUUUUUGCAGAUCACUGAGCUUCAUAGAGAGGAUAGCGGAAAUUACACUUGCUUCGUGGAGAAUCGCCAUGGCUCCGAUCAAAUAACUCAUCGUUUAACCGUACAAGUUCCACCUGCGGCGCCAUUAUUACACGCGACCAGCACCAGCAGCAAUUCGAUCAACGUACAGUGGAAAAACGGUGACGAUGGCGGUUCACCGAUUCGCGGUUACAUCUUACAUUACAAACGCGAGUCCGGCGAGUGGGAGGAGUUUAAGGUGUCGCACAAAGUGAGCAGCUUUGUCCUGUCACGACUCUGGUGCGGCAACGACUAUCAGAUGUACCUGACGGCGUAUAAUCGCAUCGGCAUGGGCAGACCCAGCGAGAUCGUCAAGGCAACUACGAAGGGCUCCAAGCCGGAUGACUCGCCUGGAACUGGCGACAAGUUUGUUACGGUUAACGUUUCAUGGAUCACCUUGCAUCUCAGCACGUGGAACGACGGAGGGUGUCCCAUAACUUUCUUUGAACUGGAGUACAGGAAAAGCGGCGAGGGUAUCUGGACGCUGGUCUCGAAUAAUAUAGAGGUGCAAAAGACGUAUACUCUGAGCGAAUUGCAGCCGGGGACCACUUAUGACAUCCGCAUAAGAGCCCACAACAAUGCCGGCUCGUCGGUGGCUGAGUACAAGAUAACGACGUUGCAGCCACACAUUAGCACGACCAUGUCCGCCAUCGAGAUCGAUCAUUACAUUCCCCAACACACCUCCGUAUAUUCGGAUCUAAAGCUCAUCGUACCUUUGGUGUUAAGUUCGUUCGCAGUCAUUGCUGCAGCCGGUGCCGUCUUCUACUGUUUCCGCAAACGUCCGUUUAUGGGCGACAUCGGGAGUCUGCAUGACGCGCAAACCGCGGCCGCCCUAGACAAUAAGCAGAAUAUGGAACAGCGUGAACAAUAUUACGCUACCGUGCGUAAACCGCUACGCUCGCCGAUUCACGAGAUGGCCACGCUCGAGAAAAUACCAGAAUAUUCGGAAGAUAUCUACCCGUACGCCACGUUCCAGCUAGAGGAAAGUGUUCCUGCAGGAGGCGACAGUCGCUGCAAUUCUGCCGCGCCUCUUCAGACCUUUGUCUAUCACGACCCUCGUCUCUCCACUGCCGAUACCCUUCAGUUACGAGAGUCGGAUUGCAACCGGUACACUAAGGUGCGCGGAGGCCGUUCGUCCUCUGCGCCGUUGCACAAAGCGCACAAGGUCAGUCAGGGCAAGUCCGAGUCGGAGGAGUACGACACCCUGGGCUCGGACAGCGACACGGAAGUCGGGACCAGCAGCCGAACCGAGUCUUCCAAUCACCUCGUCGAUUCGCACCACUCGGCAUCUGCGGCCGACUCGCGUGUCCACAACUUCCUGUACCAUGGACCAGAAUCUAGCACGUCUACAGAACCCUCACCGAUUUUUGAGAGAAAAUCGUUUCCUGGAAGGGGAAGACCCAAGAUGUUACAGCUGGCGCGUCAUACCAGCGAGGAGGCCCGUGCCAACUUCGGGCCAAUCUCCGGGCUUGGCCAUCCCAAGCACCAGUCGGGCAAUCCCUGUGCCAAUCGGGACCAGGAGCGUGACGGAUCAGGAAACCUGUUCGUCCCCAAGCUGGACCCACCCUCGGGCUUCUCCGACGCGUUUGAGCUAAGCGAGGCCGAGUGCGACUUCGAUCGCGGUCAUAACAGCCAACGAAACGUCCGUGACUUCGUAAUCGCGGUGUAAAUACGUGUAAAAGCCUCCGAUGCGUACACGGGAAUCCCGUCGUAAAAUAAAAGAGAAGAGGAGACAUUAAAAGUAAAUAGAAGAGAAAAAAAGAAGAAUAUAAAGGAAAUAUCGCGCGAGAUUUAUGCAAACCGCGGUCCGUCGUUUCGUUAAUGCGAAUUGGCGUCUCGUAUCCGAUCGCCAGCUAUUCAAGUGAUAAUUCCACGUGCUCCUUCGUCCUGCUCCCGGCCUACGUCGAUGAGAACGCGUCCGUCAGCUCGACGAUCACAUGCUCCGUAAACUGCCACCGGCGUUUCCAGCGAGAUCGAUCCGACGUCAAGAUUAUUUCUCGGCUUAAGUAUUUUAGGGCUACGAUUAGGCGAACGAUCACGAACGAACGCGCUGCGAUUGAUCGUAACAAAGUUAAGUUUAACAGAGAGACAGAGAAUCUAUAAGCUGCCGUUUAUUGGUUCCGCUUGGUGGAAUCACAAAGUUUUAUGUAUCGCGUCGUUCGGGUACUUGACAAAGUACUUGAGCGGACCAGGUCGAGUUCUACAUUGUUGUCUGUUCUAUAUCGUGGCGGAAGAAUUGAAGCGAACGAAAUUCCCGCGAGUCCGCGGAGCGUCUCGACGACGACGAUCCGUAUAAACUGCCACGUUUUAUUCCGCGUUCCGUGUAAUAAUCCAUAGUUAAUUAAAAAUGGCGGCGUUAUACGCGCGAUCCAUAUCCACCUCGGAUUUCUUCCCUCCACGCGACGAUCUUUAUAUUCGAAUAUCUGCCUCCGAUUUGUCGAAGCACACAAAUACGUACACAUUCCCCAUACAAUCUUCUAAUUAUUAUAAUAGCGAAAAUACGACGCGAACGCGCGACGACUGUAAUUAAACUGUAAAAGUCUAACGGUAACUGCCAUCUUACUCUACUACGAAGCGACCAACGACUCCGAAGAGAUCUACGAUCGGCCGAGAUACCCCCGAAUCGUUUUCUGACAAUUGUACGUGUCUCUGGCGCGAGACACUUGUACAUGCAUAUCGAAGCGAGCAAUACGCAACCUCCAAACAUUUUUCCUUGUCUUCCAAUCAUUCUCGUCGAUUCGAUCAAACAUCCAUUCAUCACACCAUCUUCCGCUUCUCCGCGAAGAGUGUUACCGUAUAUGUCUAUGUAAAGAGAAAGUAACGCAAUCAUUCGUCGUUGUCGUCAGUGUCGUUUUAACUUAUCCGCGAGAGACUGAAAGAAGCAUUGUAGUUUAGGUUUACACUUGACAUCUGUCACAAGAGUGAUCACAGGUCUCUGUGGCUUCUGCGAAAGGUAAGCAAGUUUACAACGUCAAUGAAAGGAGACUGUCAAACGCGAGUAUCGUGAAAGAAACGUCGAAUACGGCGAAUGUUGAGCGUAAACCUAGUCUUAGUAGACGAGUUACCACGUAGCGUAAACGUAACGACCGAACAUAAUGUCUGUAAGUUGUCUAUUACUACUGUACCCAUUGUACACUUCGCUCACAAACUGCCGCGUACGUCACACUCCAUCCGAGACCCAGCCCCUCUCCCGACAAAUAAAAGAAGAAAUGAAAAGGAAGAGUUCGAAGAACACGCAAAUGCGAUGCCAGUCUGCGUCGAUUAACGAUCGACGGACCUUAAAGAUGAUGAUGAUGAUGAUAAUCUAAGAAAUUAUUGAAAUACACGAGAAGAGUACUAUUUCGCGAGUGUUAUCGUAAUCUCCGCGAUACUACGUGUUGCCAUCGAAUCAUUUUCGCCAACACGUCACCCGUUGGCUUGUUGGGUUACCGUUCACACUCGGUCGGGUGACGAUGAUUUUUCGGCCAGCCGGUUUAAGUGCCCCCAUGCCUUUCCCUGUUAUUUCGGCCCUCAAGUCAUUCGCGCGAGGUGGAGGAAAGCGAAAGGAGUCGCCCUGUUGAUGAUAUAUCGUCUAUCUUUACGACACACGAAAUGAUUUACCACGAAAUUCGUACUAUUGUGUUUUAGACGACUUUAGAUUGUUUAUAUUCUAUUUACUUUGUAAAAUA